GCUGGCACGCGUUUCUGACUGUUGGACAAAGUGCCGACAAAAGGAUGAGGCGAGUACAUGCAUGGAGCUAUUAUGGAUUCAUUUCAUUUUGAGGACCACUAGCAAGCCAAGCAGCUGGAUACAAGGGACACGAGAGUACUAUAUACGCGCUAUGUAUAUUGUUUGAAAUAUUUCCUUGAAGUUGCCGCAGAAUUCUGCCAAUUUCUAGCCGUUGAGCAAGUCACUCAUUGUCAUCCAUAGAGGAAAUCUAAGCUAUCACUGAGACCCAAUAAUGGCGUCGGUACGGUUCACGGUGACGCCCACCAAGGCUGAGGACCUCCCGGGGCUGUCAGACACCUCGCCGGACAUCAGUUCCCGGUCCAGCGGCCGCGGCCACGUACGUUUUGGCUCACGGGAGAGUGUGAACCGCAGUGAACCGCUAAGUGAGGGGUCGGGAGGGCUCACCACAACUGGUGAAAACGAGACGCCUGACAGGACCAACACAGAUCAAGGAGAUGGCAAUGCCAAAAUGUCCAAUGUCUACAUCAACAACAGUCAUGGGGUGGACGAUGAUGACUUCUAUGACCGAAACUUGGCUCUCUUUGAGGAGGAGAUGGACACUAGGCCGAAGGUAUCUUCUCUCCUCAACCGUCUGGCCAACUACACCAACCUGACCCAGGGGGCCAGGGAGCACGAGGAGGCAGAGAGCAUAGGAGAGAAGAGAAAGGCCCACAAGUCUCCCCAAAUGGGUACGUUCAUGGGGGUGUACCUGCCAUGCCUACAGAACAUCUUCGGGGUGAUCUUGUUCCUGCGUCUCACCUGGGUGGUGGGAACUGCCGGUGUGCUGCAAGCUCUCUGCAUCGUCUUCAUAUGCUGCUGCUGCACUUUACUGACUGCUAUCUCAAUGAGUGCCAUCGCCACCAAUGGAGUUGUACCAGCGGGUGGUUCCUACUUCAUGAUCAGUCGUUCUCUGGGGCCAGAGUUUGGGGGGGCGGUGGGGCUGUGCUUCUACCUGGGCACCACAUUCGCCGGGGCCAUGUACAUCCUGGGAGCCAUCGAGAUCCUGCUGAUGUACAUUGCCCCGUGGGCGGCCAUCUUUGUCUCCGGCAGUCCGGACGGUGAGGGAGCAGCCAUGUUGAACAACAUGAGGGUCUACGGAUCAAUCUUCCUCCUCCUCAUGGCAUUACUGGUCUUUGUCGGCGUCAAAUAUGUCAACAAGCUGGCGUCCGUCUUCCUGGCCUGUGUCAUCAUCUCCAUCCUGUCCAUCUACACCGGAGCGCUGGUCUCCGCCUUCAGCCCGCCCACUUUCCCGGUGUGUAUGCUGGGUAACCGUACCCUGUCAGGACACAUCCUCCAUGAUAGUCCCUGUGCCAAGACCACCCUGCCCAAAGAACCACCCAGACCUGUGGAUACCAACCUCACACUCGCUGGUAAUGGCACGGUGCCGUCAACCUUUGAUCUCUCCUUGCCCUCCUCUGAGGCGACCACGACCCUGUGGCUGCAGUUCUGUGAAGGCCCAGACCUCAAUGCUUCCUGUGACUACUACUUUAACCUCAGCAACAUCUCUGAGAUACCUGGCAUACCAGGCCUGUCCAGUGGAGUUAUCACAGAGAACAUAUGGAGUGUUUACCUCACUAAAGGGGACGUCCUGGAGAAAGGGUCACUCCCCUCGCCCAGACCCGUCCACCCACCCACCAAUCGGCUGCCCUAUGUCUUCGCUGACAUCACCACCUCCUUCACGCUAUUGGUGGGAAUCUUCUUCCCCUCAGUCACAGGUAUAAUGGCUGGUUCUAACCGGUCUGGGGACCUGAAAGAUGCUCAGCGCUCCAUCCCCAUAGGAACCAUUAUGGCCAUCCUCACUACCUCCCUCGUCUACCUGAGCAGUGUGGUGCUGUUUGGAGCCUGCAUCGAAGGAGUGGUGCUCAGAGACAAGUUUGGAGACUCUGUAAAGGGAAACCUGGUAGUGGGCACCUUGUCUUGGCCCUCCCCCUGGGUCAUUGUGAUUGGCUCCUUCUUUUCGACGUGCGGCGCUGGCCUCCAGUCACUGACGGGUGCUCCCCGCCUCCUCCAGGCCAUCGCCAAGGACAACAUAAUCCCCUUCCUCAGGGUGUUUGGUCAUGGCAAGGCUAAUGGAGAGCCUACCUGGGCUCUGCUCCUGACAGCUCUGAUAGCUGAGCUGGGAAUCCUCAUUGCUUCUCUGGACCUGGUUGCACCCAUCCUCUCCAUGUUCUUCUUGAUGUGCUAUCUGUUUGUGAACCUGGCCUGUGCUCUGCAGACGCUGCUGAGAACUCCCAACUGGAGACCACGCUUCUCCUACUACCACUGGACCUUGUCAUUUCUGGGUAUGAUCAUCUGCUUGGCACUGAUGUUCAUAUCGUCAUGGUACUAUGCUAUUGUUGCUAUAGUGAUUGCUGGCAUGAUCUACAAAUACAUCGAGUACCACGGGGCAGAGAAGGAGUGGGGAGAUGGUAUUCGGGGUCUGUCCCUCAGCGCUGCUCGCUACGCCCUCUUGAGGUUGGAAGAGGGACCACCACACACCAAGAACUGGAGACCCCAGCUCUUAGUUCUAUUGAAGUUAGAUGAGGAUGCCUAUGUCAAGUCUCCCCGCCUGCUAACCUUUGCAUCUCAGCUGAAGGCAGGUAAAGGUCUAACCAUUGUAGGGACCGUCAUCACUGGAAACUAUCUCCACAGCUACGGAGAGGCACUGGCUGCAGAACAGACUCUGAAGCACCAGAUGGACAAGGAGAAGGUGAAAGGGUUCUGUCAGUGUAUUGUGGCUAACAAGGCCAGGGAAGGCAUCAGCCACAUGAUCCAGUCCAGUGGGUUAGGAGGGAUGAGGCACAACACUGUGGUUAUGGGCUGGCCCCUGGCCUGGAGGCAGAGUGAGGAUCCACAGUCCUGGAAGACCUUUAUCAACACGGUGCGUGUGACGACAGCGGCCCACCUGGCCCUACUUGUGCCCAAGAACAUCUCUCUGUUCCCCGGCAACAGUGAGCCGUGCGCGGAGGGAUACAUUGACGUGUGGUGGAUCGUCCACGACGGGGGCAUGCUUAUGCUACUGCCCUUCCUGCUGAGGCAACACAAGGUGUGGCGUAAGUGUGCGAUGCGUAUCUUCACGGUGGCUCAGAUGGAGGAUAACUCUAUUCAGAUGAAGAAGGACCUGGCUACGUUCCUCUACCACCUCCGCAUAGAGGCUGAUGUUGAAGUGGUGGAGAUGCAUAACAGUGACAUCUCUGCCUACACCUAUGAGAGGACUCUGAUGAUGGAGCAGAGGUCUCAGAUGCUCAGACAGAUGAGGCUGUCCAAGUCUGACCGGGAGAAAGAGGUGCGGAGGCCUCAACAAGCACAGUUGGUAAAGGAUCGUAACUCCAUGCUUCGGCUAACCAGCAUUGGUUCUGACGACGAUGAAGACACCGACGGGGGUGGAGGCCCCACAGGAAAUGCCGAAAAGGGAGGAGGAGCAGCCGGAGGAAGGGAAAGGGAUGGAGGGAUGUCAGCCUCGGAGAACAGACGAGUCCACAUGACCUGGACUAAGGAGAAAGCCCUGCAGUACAGAGCUACACACUCCGGCUGUAGUACGCCAGAGGGCUUCAGAGAUAUGCUCAGUAUCAGGCCGGACCACUCCAACGUGCGGCGGAUGCACACGGCCGUCAAGCUCAACGAGGUCAUCGUCAACAAAUCCCAUGAUGCUCGGCUGGUCCUGCUCAACAUGCCGGGACCGCCACGGAACCCAGCCGGAGACGAAAACUAUAUGGAAUUUCUGGAAGUUCUAACUGAGGGAUUGGAACGCGUCCUAUUGGUCAGGGGUGGAGGAAGUGAAGUCAUCACCAUCUACUCCUGAUUUACUCACACAAACCAGCUAUGUCAGAGCAGCCAAUCACGUGGAAGAGAAUGCUAAAGGAGGUGGGGCUAAGGAGCCCUGGGGGUGUGGCCCCUCUGUCAGACAGCGCAAAGAUGGACUGUCAUUGGCUGCAGCUUGGAUAAACCCCUCCCAUCUCUCCGCUGUCAGUCAUUAUUCCUAGGCUUCCCCAUUCCACUAAAGACGAGCUACAAAAAGCCAACACGAUUCCUCAAGUGAACAUUGAGCGAAAGUUCUCAUAAUGUGUGUCUGUGUGUGUCUAAGUGUAUGAGAGAUAUUCAUCUCAACAUAUAAUACAAAAAGGACCAGCCCACGUGACUAGACCAGGACAAUUCCUGGUCCUGGUUAUAGCUGAUAACUAGGGCCCUGAGUAUUCCCCCUGAUCAGGUCACAUGGUCAGGAAAAACUUCUGGCCUCCCACAUAAUGCACAAUAAUAUACAGCAGUUGGAUCAGGGACCAGUGUUUAUGUCCCAAAUGGCACCAUGUUCCCCAUAGUGCACUACUUUUGCACUAAAUAGGGAAUAGGGUGCGAUUUUGGACUUACAAUGUGUAGUAUGAGCGUGUAUGGACCAAUGGAUGAUAGUCAUAAUCUAGUAGACAGACAGACCAUAUAGAAUCUAGAACAUCCUAGAACAUCGAUAUAAAAUCGAGAUCAUUCUAGAACAUCUAUAUAGAAUCUAGAAAAUCAUAUAGUAUCUCGAACAUUGUAGAACAUCUAGAUAGAAUCUAGCACAUCCUAGAAUAUCUACAUAGAAUCUAGAAUAUUGAUAUAGAAUCUAGAACACCCUGAAACAGUGAGUGUUCCACUGAGUGACUCAGGGUUUAGUUAUAGAAAACGACAACAGGCGCGCUCUUCCAAAAUCCACAUGUCUAGCAUGCUAGAGUGAAGCUGUGCAUUCUACGUAAUAUGGAUUAUUGGAACGCAGACCUGAUGAGUGGAUUGUGUGGUACGAGUGAGAAAAUGUGUGUUAUGUAUGUAUGUACAUUGUGUAGGCUAGAGCUAGACAGAGAAUGGACUUAGGUUCAUAUACUAUUUGAAAUCAUUUGAAAUACUUGAGCUAUGCUUGAUGGAACCAAAAGAAUAGUGCCAAAACAUGCAAACCCAACGUUUGGUAUUGGUGUCUCCAACCAGGCAAAGCAGACAGACGCUCAAGAAGAAACAUUUGAAAUAGUACCCAGGUUUUGUGAUACGUUAUAAUAGCCUGCUGGUCUCUGAUCUGUAUUUGGGUCAUUAUCAUUAAAACGGUUUUAAAAUGUCUGUACCAAAUUGAGUUACAAAACCAUGAUACAUCUUAAAAAAUCAACUAUCAUUCUGAGGAAUAAGAUGUCUAGUUUUGGGGAAAGUGUCUUAUUUGAAAUAAAUUUCACAUUUUCAUCCAAAUUCUCAUUACCGAAAUGCGUCUGGAUUAAAUUCUCUGGUCUAUUAAAAAAUAAUCUUUACAAAAAUGUAACCUAUUUGAAUAAAACACCAAAUAUGUUGCUGUAGUUUGUCCAUAAAUCAUACAAAUGGUAUUCUAGUUGGAGUUUACAUUAAAGUAUAAUAUUUAUUAAGUACAAACAGUGUCUGUGGACGUCUCAUUACUUAUUCAAGUUCCUGUAAAACAUUUUUAAUAAAGUUCUAUUCACCCAUGAUGCAUCAUCUAGAGGAGUAAUCCUUAUAUGAGCACAAGUUGUUAAUUUAUUAGCUUUUAUGCCUUCAGAAUAAGGUUCUUAUUCUCAAACACCCCCUUUACCCCACUUGGCCUUCUCAUUACUGAAAUGGCUAAAUAGCUCAAAUAGGGGGGAAAACUACGAUUUUAUAGUAAUUGUAUAAUUUUAUUUUCAGUGUUAUGUUUAACUCGGGCCUUUUCAUUAGGGAAGACAUUUUUAAACAAUAUCUAAAUAUUGAUUUGUUUAUGACUUUUUUUUAACCUUUUAAAACUGUUACGGUAAUGAGAAUUUUGUGAAACUGUUGGUAAAAUGCAUAAUAUCUGAUCAAAAAACAAUUAUGAAUUAGAUAAGUACAUAUCCUAAUCUCAGUGAUUCAAGAGGAUAUUAUGUGAAAAAUUACACCAUUUUUUGGGACAGUGAGAAUGACCCAUUUGCUAUAGCCAACUCCUCUAACAAUACAGCCAUAGGAGUUGGUUAAAGCAUAGACAGAUCUGGGACCAGGCUGUCCUUGAAUAGAGAGAGGUGUGAGUAAGACAUGUAAGUUCAGGACUAGGACUGCAAAUCGGUACAUGUGUUGACAGCAAUGGCUCCUAGUUUAGGUGUAAACAUCCCCUAGAUGUGUUUUCUCAAGGCAGGGUGCCAAAUCAAGGCCUACCAAGUCAAUAUCAAGGGGGUGGUUCACUUUAAACACAACAGUAGUCAAUUGAAGCCAAAUUAUUUCAGGCCUGCCCAGCCUGGUAGGGGAAAACUUGAGUGAGAGAGGUGUGGAAGGUUUUAAGGAUGUAAGGAAUGAAUUGAAGUAUUGUGAAUGAGUAACAGUGUUGUAGGUAGCCAUAUUAGGUGGGGGGGUGUUAUUGUUGCACACUGGACCACUGUUGUAAAGAGACCAUUACCCUGCAUGCUGUUUAACAUUUUUUUUUACGUUGCACUGUCAGUGAAAGGGAGGGAUUGGAAGUUUGCGUGCGAGAGAAGGAAAAAGGUGAUUUAAAAAAGAAAUCAUCUUACGAGUUAUCCUCCCCCUCACUACCUACCUAUUAGUACAUGCCUGUGCUGUUCCGUCAGCUUCUGCUGUGCUAACUGCCCAUUUAUUUCCCAAAUGGCACUCUGCUUCCUUUGUAGUGCACUAUGUAGGGAAUUAGGGUGCCAUUUGGGGGACAAGCUGGCAGUAUUUUAUUCCACAAUGCUUGUUUUCGAUCUUCUCAAUGUAUUGACUUUAUUGUACAGGGAUGGAUUAUUUGUGUUCAAUUGUUUUUCCUCCACCAUUUGUUUUUGCUUGUACAUAAAAACUAAGAGAAAUCCCACGUUUUUUUUUUUUAUUA
Messenger RNA from Oncorhynchus tshawytscha (Chinook salmon), 6808 nucleotides. RefSeq names its product solute carrier family 12 member 6. Gene Ontology annotation, molecular function: potassium:chloride symporter activity. The transcript has 27 exons. The record is from RefSeq and is a predicted model, not a curated record. Gene Ontology annotation, biological process: chloride ion homeostasis; potassium ion import across plasma membrane; potassium ion homeostasis. Lineage: Eukaryota; Metazoa; Chordata; Actinopteri; Salmoniformes; Salmonidae. Bases 272 to 3820 code for a protein of 1182 amino acids. Gene Ontology annotation, cellular component: membrane.